Messenger RNA from Lytechinus variegatus (green sea urchin), 3235 nucleotides. Its product is annotated as dymeclin-like. Gene Ontology annotation, cellular component: Golgi apparatus. The record is from RefSeq and is a predicted model, not a curated record. Gene Ontology annotation, biological process: Golgi organization. NCBI's taxonomy places the organism in Eukaryota, Metazoa, Echinodermata, Echinoidea, Temnopleuroida, Toxopneustidae. The coding region runs from base 346 to 2445 and encodes 699 amino acids. The transcript is spliced from 16 exons.
GAUACCGAUAGGCGACACGUCGAUAUUUAGUGUUACCCUAAUUAAUACUAUCUAGGUGACUGCGAAUAACAAGUAUUCUGCGAUAUCUGGUUAAAAGUUUGAUGUGCAGUUAAGACAAAUCGUUCGGCAUUAAUUCGAUUGUUUGGAUUAUCCGACCAACUUGCCAUACUUAUAUACUUACACUCCUGUACACCCUUGACCAUCAUGUCUUCUGUUAGAACAUCCAUCAUGCAUUCAAACUUCUUUUAAUGUGACAGCCAAACAGAUUCAGUGAUAUUACCAGAGGUUUUUAACAAAUAAAGACUUUAAUUGGAGCAGGUUGCCUGACAAUCUGCAUAUUUGACAAUGGGUGCCACAGGAAGCAGCCUGAGUGAGCUUGGAGAGAAUGAAUGCCUUCAGAGAUUCGUUGGAAAAGAUUCCAUUGACGACACGGAUCCCUUUUGGGAGCAGCUCUUGUCCUUUUCCUUCAACAUCCCACACACGAGUGCCGAUGCGAGGCUCAUAGAAGAAUCGUCACAGAACCUCUGCAAGACACUGGCACAUAGUAACCUCCAUUCUGGUAAUCUUUGUGCAUUAGUCCGUGUGUUCAUCAAAAGAGCAAUGCAGCUUAAAGUCUCAGCACAAAAUGAAGACAGCGGGAUGGCUGAAUUGCAAAAGGACGGCCAUGUCUUCACGUGGCAGACCUACAACGCCCUGUUCAUCAUUCGGCGCAGCCUCAAAUACUUCCUGGAGAUGCUAUCCGAGGGGCGUAUCCUCCAGCAGUUAUCAGUGGUAGUUAGAACUAAACCAUCAUCCACGGUGCUCAAUGUAGAAGAUGUGAUGGAGAACGGAGAAGCAGAUGGAGAUGAGACGCUCCUGGAGAAGUUUAUCCAGACCCUCAUACAACUCCUUAUCGAAGUCCCUGUGCUGAAUUUCACCUAUGUAAUUCACCUAGAGACGAUCAACACCUUGUUGGUCCUUCUAUCAGUUCAGAUGUACAUACCAAGGAUAUCACACAAGAGUCUCAUUACAGAGUAUAUCAUGCAUGGAAAAUGUUCCAAUGAUGCCCAUAUUCUGGUGAAGAUUCUCCUAGAUCAGUUCAUCAAGAGAGAAGAAUGUCCAGCAGAGCUUCUGAGAGAUUCACCCAAACCAGCUAGCUUUCUUUACGGCAUUUCUGCAGCAAUAGCAGCCGGUAUAUGGGCGGUGCUCACACUGGGUUACGGAGGACGAUCAAAGACAGAGGAUCAAGAAGACAGAGCACUCUUAGCCAAUCAGAGUCUCCUCCUCUUGCAAGUCCUGACAAAUCACUACACGCAUGAGAAGGGAAUACACAAUCCGUACAGGAGGGCGCUCUGCUCCUUUGCAAAUUCACAAGACGGUGGAAUUCCGAUUGGACCAUCAGGUUGCCUCCCUCCAUUCAAGCUGAACUCUGCCAACCUGUAUGAAGCAUUCUGUAACCAUCUCAAAGAUGAUCAAAGUACCCUCCUUCUAUACCUCCUCCUGCAUCAGAACAUUAACUUCAGGAACUAUGUCCUGUCAAGAACAAACAUUGACACACUGGUGAUUCCCCUUCUGAAGAUACUGUACAAUGCCCAGGAGAGGAAUUCCCAUCAUAUCUACAUGACUCUUAUCAUCCUUCUCAUCCUCAGUGAAGACGACUCCUUCAAUAAGUGUGUUCAUGAAUUGAUGGUGAAGCAGGUAACCUGGUACACAGAUAGAACCAUAACAGAGAUCACAUUGGGUGGUCUAAUUGUUCUCGUAGUCAUCAGGACCAUACAGUACAACAUGACAAGAAUGAGGGAUAAAUACCUCCAUACAAACUGCUUAGCUGCUCUUGCCAAUAUGUCUUCACAGUUCCAUUCGCUGCAUCCCUAUGUAACGCAGAGGAUAGUAAGUUUGUUUGAGUUACUGAUCAAGAAGCAUGAUAAAAUUGUGGAGCAGCUUAGAGCAUCGUCAGCGGUUGAAGCCAAUGGAGAUCUCACGCAGGAUGCUGCUGUUGAACAUGAUGAUCUGUUAUCAGAUCUGAGCGUUUUAGAAGAAGUCAUUCGUAUGGUGCUAGAAAUCAUCAAUUCAUGUCUAAUCAACAUGCUCCCACACAAUCCUCAUCUAGUCUACACGUUACUCUACAAGCAAGAUCUGUUCACUAGCUUCAAAACACAUCCAAAGUUCCAGGAUAUCAUACAAAAUAUUGACACGGUUCUGACAUACUUCUCAGUGAGGUUGGAAGAGAGUCAAGAGGAGCAUCAUACACCAUCUGUUCAUCAAGUCUUAGAUAUCAUCAAACAAGGCAUGCUGCAAUGGCCUCGAGAUAGAUUGAGGAAAUUUCCUGAGCUGAAGUUCCGGUAUGUAGAGGAGGAUCAGCCUGAAGAGUUCUUCAUCCCAUAUGUGUGGUCCCUAGUCUAUCACUCCUCAAACAUGUAUUGGGAUCCAGACCGUGUAGAACUCUUCUCUAUCAAUGCUACAUGACAUAUCACAGACUUGUCCUAGUCCAGGACUCCGAAAUUUGGGAUCCAGACUGUAGAACUAUUCUCUAUCAAUGCUACAUGACAUAUCCCAGACUUGUUGUAGUCUAGGACUCUGAAAUUUGGGAUCCAGACUGUAGAACUCUUCUCUAUCAAUGCUACAUGACAUAUCACAGACUUGUUGUAGUCUAGGACUCUGAAAUUUGGGAUCCAGACCAUGUAGAACUCUUCUCUAUCAAUGCUACAUGACAUAUCCCAGGCUGGUCUUUGUCUAUCACUCCUAAAACAUGUGCUGGGAUCCAGACCAUGUAGAAUUCUCUAUCAUUGCCACAUGACAUAUCACAGGCAGCUCUUAGUCUGUCAUUUUUCAAACAUGUAUCAGAAUCCUGCGUGUGUGGAACCCAUCUGUAUCAAUGCUACACAACAUAUCCCAGGCUGUUCCUAGUCUAUCCUCAAACACUUAUCAGAAUCCUGUGUCUGUGUAGAACUCUUCUGCAUCAAUGCUACAUAUCAUCCCAGGCUGGUCCUAGUCUAUCAAUCCUGAAGCAUGUUUUGGGAUCCACACCUAGUAGAACUCUUCUCUUUCAAUUCUAGAUGAAAAUAUCCCAGGCUCGUCCUAGAACUAUCAUGCUUGUACCUGUUGGCAUUGGUUCUUGAAGAUCCAUUCCUUGUAGAAUUCUUGUCUAUCAAUGCUACAUGACAUGUCCCAAAUUAUGGCUAGUCCUAGAGUGCUUGCACUUGUUCUUGGUCCAUCACUCUGCAUUUUUUUAGGCUCCACUUAGUGCAGGUGCAGG